AUGGUCUCUUCAGAAGAAACAUCCGAGACCCAACAUGAAGCACCGGCAUUGCCCCAACGGCGGAAGCUCCCAGCGUGGCUGGAUCACUUCAACGUCCACGAUAUGAAAAUAUUCCUGCGCUGCUGGAUCGCGUUAUGGGUCAUGCUGCUCCUGAUCUUCAUCCAUCCCUCCCUCGUCGAGCUUGGACAAGCAACAUUCCUCGGCGCCAUCCUUCUCAUCGCAGUUCCGCCCGCGAGCAUGUUUUUCAUCUAUCUGCUCGCCGCACUUUCGCUGCUCCUGGGAAUGUGUUUGGCAUGGUGCUGGGGACUGCUUACCAUGAAGGCAGCGCUUGCUACGCGCUCUUCAACAGAAACUCAGGCAAGAUAUGAGCUUCUGCAGAAAACGGCGCAAGAAGUAGCUGGACAAACGGGACAAUCGCCGACUUGGGAGGGGCAGAUAUUGAUCCAUGAGGGUUUCAUGCUCGACACUCGAGUCACAAUUGUAUUCUUCGCCAUGAGCUGUAUUUUCAUAUACGCUGUAGCGCGAAUGAGAUGCGCCAACCCCAAACUCGUGGUGUUUCAGACCUUCGGCACUAUUGUCACCGACAUCUUCCUCUUAUUCGGCCCUGGACUCCCACGCUUCCAAGGCAAUCUAGCAUCAAUUCUAGUCAAGCCUGGGGCUACCGGAAUCGGUCUUGGCGUAGCAUGCUCUCUAUUGCUCUUCCCGAAAUCAACAUCAUACAUAGUCCUCACGGAGAUUGAGAAGUUGAUCCGCAUGUCCAACAAAGCUCUUGCGGUAACCAAGAAUGGUCUUGCGGGUGAAAGCAAUCCACUAUCCGAUCUUCAAGCCAGCCGAGCGGGUAUGAUAGGCGUUUUCAAAGCUGGACAGCCUUCGCUCGCUUUCCUUCCCCUGGACUUCUCACGCGGACGGUGGAACGCGCAUGAUAUCAAAGGGUUGCACGAACGUGCACGUAAGCUCAUGUUCGCCAGUCUUUAUCUUCUCGACUUUCAAAUCUCUCACGUCCGGGGACAACAAAAGGCAGAGGCGCAUAACAAGGCCAAGGGAGACGGACAUAUUCAACCGGCAACCAAUGGAGAGAAGGGUGAACCGAACAAACGCUAUUGGCAAGAAAAUGACAGACUACUCAGCGCCUUCCAAAGACCAGAAAGUGCAGCUCUGCGGUCCAGAACAAGAAACACACUCCGAGAAACGACGUCCGAUCUUUUGGAGAUUGCCCCACAAGCUGUGAACCUCGGAGCCGAUUAUAUACGCGCUGUCAAUUCUUGCCGCUGGUUUGGAAAGACAUCGCCAGCACAUUUUGAAGAGCUCAACAGUAACCUACACGACCUGCUGGCUCGAUCGCGCCAGGCUAGAGAGGCGUGCGUCCUCAACACCACCAAAGGAGUUCUUCAAGCCCACGCCGAGUUAUUCGACGCAAACGGCCGACUGAAACCUAUCGAGGGAACAGGCACACCCUUUCUACCGAGUAUGGUUAUUGGAAUGGUGAUUGAAGAAAGGAUUCUCAAUAUCGCAAUUGCAGUUGAGAAGCUCCUCGAGUACAUUUUGUAUCUCUCGGAAAAACGGACUACCCGUAGAAUCUGGUUCCCAUCGCGGCUUCAGUACGCGAUUUCUUGGGUAUUUCAUGGACGAGUCACAUUCCCUGGCUACGAUGUGGCAGCAGAAGAAGACCCUGACAAACUCAUGGAUACUGAAACAUUUGAUGAGCAGACGAAAGAAACUCGCCGAAGGCUUGAAAUCAGCCGUGGAUAUAAGGGCGCGUCAGCUCGAAGAAAUAAGCUCAGUCAAGUUAUCAUUGCUACAUACAACUGGCUAGUCAACCCUGCGGGUAUGUAUGCAAUGAGAAUGGUUAUUGUUACUAUUGCAACAUCGAUACCAGCUGUCAUCCCGCACUCUGCAGGGUUCUUCUACCGAGAGAAAGGAAUUUGGGCCGUCAUUAGUGCUCAGACUGUGCUUCUCGUUUACCUGGCGGAUUUUACCUUCUCCCUUGUUGCGCGAACGGUUGGAACGAUUGUGGGGGGUGUGAUAGGCAUGGUAACCUGGUACAUCGGAGCUGGAAGCGGUAUCGGUAAUCCAUACGGCAUGGCAGCGGCCUCGGGCGUCAUGAUAAUACCUCUUCUCUGGUCGCGCCUUUAUCUACCGCCUGCUUUCGCAUUCGCUACUAUCAUGGCUGGUGCUACCUUUUGUCUCGUUGUUGGCUUCAGUUGGGACCACGAUCAUAUUGUCCAGUAUGGUCUCCCAGGCAAAGGCUAUGAAGCAUUCUGGAAACGGGUCGUUACCGUCCUGAUCGGUUUUCUCGCAGCAUUUAUAGUGCAACUGUUCCCGAGCCCCCCAUCUGGAACGGCCCAUGUUUGUAAAACACUGGCAAACUCUGUGCGCAGUCUUUCGGACCACUAUGCUCUGCUCAUCUCCCACUGGGGCCGCACGGACAAGAACAGUGCUCUGGGUGCAAUUGCUGAGAAUAUCUCUAUAGAGGUGGCGGAGGUUUUACUUGCACUUAACCCUUCCAUCGCGUUGUUGAAGGGCGAGCUUAGCUUUGGGUCUUUUGACCAAAAGGUUCUUCAACAGACGAAGGAGCAAUGCCAGUAUAUGAACCAAGCACUGGGCGGCCUUCUCAACCUCGCGUCAACUCUACCAAAGGAACUUCAGGACCGCCUUGUUCAUGUCGCCGGCAUCUUGGAUGAGCGCAAUAUCGGAGACAUCAUGGCUGUCCUUGUCAUCAUCGAACAAGCUUUGCGGACCGGGUCGCCUCUUCCUGAGCGAUUACCAGGGCCACUUGUCCAGCGAGCUAUCAAUGCGAUCCACAAUCAAAGCGAUGAAGUAAUAUUGACGACGGAAUUAGUUCAGGAUGAGGCCCACCGACGUUAUUGCGUGGCGGUAAUAUUGUACUUCAAGUUCUUGGGUAGUAUUGAUGACUUGUUGGUUGUGCUUAAGGCAGCACUAGGGGAAAGACAUGUUAUCUACCAGUGGGAGGAUGUGAAGAAUAUUGCAUAA
Molecule: messenger RNA, 2991 nt
Organism: Fusarium sp. VM40
Lineage: Eukaryota; Fungi; Ascomycota; Sordariomycetes; Hypocreales; Nectriaceae
Source: the annotation of a GenBank genome assembly